Molecule: messenger RNA, 3660 nt
Organism: Drosophila ficusphila
Lineage: Eukaryota; Metazoa; Arthropoda; Insecta; Diptera; Drosophilidae
Gene: dar1
Product: dendritic arbor reduction protein 1
Exons: 6
Coding region: 763-3057 (764 amino acids)
Biological process (GO): regulation of transcription by RNA polymerase II
Molecular function (GO): DNA-binding transcription factor activity, RNA polymerase II-specific; RNA polymerase II cis-regulatory region sequence-specific DNA binding
Source: RefSeq, a predicted model, not a curated record
CCAAUCAGUACGAACUCGGUUGCCGCCAGCGCAGUAACAACUUCGCCGACGAGCGCGUGAAAACCUGCAGCUUUCCUUUUGGGAAAACAAACAACAAAUUGAAAAUCAAAUCCCGCAAGUGCCUUACCGUAAUCUUUAGAAUAUCGCAACGAAUUUACUGCCCAUUAAUACGCCGUAUCGACAGGAACAAAAGAUACAAAGUAACAGAGUAACAGAAUACCAGAUACACGACUCAAAACCAGAUGCUCAACGAAUGCGGAAGUGAGCGAAAGCCGGCGGCUUUUUAAUAAUUUUUGCAAUUAACGCAAAGGAUAAAAAAUAAGUGUGCAAACAAAGGGAAACAAAGAGUGAGAGAAAGUGAUCGAGUGCCUUCAUUUGCAUAUCCUUGCAAAUAAAAUUAUUUAAAUAACAAAAGUAAUUGAACAACCAGAAAACGUGCCGCAAUGUCUGUUGUUCGCAGUGCCAUGUCAAGCAGAAGUAUUCAAUAAUAAUAAUCCCGAAUCCGAAUCCGAAUUCGAAUCUGAAUCUGCAUCUGAAUCUGAAUCCGAAAAUUGAUUAAUCACUGUGCCUUGAACUGAUCGUGACUCGUGAGUCAGAGCAGCGCCUUUUAAUUGUCCGCAAAUAAUAAGUACGAAGCCCAGUCGCAAAUUAUCGGGUUAAAUAUUGGUAGAGUAUCGGUAGAAUCGGUGGAACCCCCUCCCCCACCAGGCGUUUCCCCUGGCCCCCACUCGAGCUGAGCUUCAUGCGAAAAACGCCGCUUAAAUGCAUACGGAUAUCAUAAUUGGUGAUCAGUUUGCCGCCAACAAUAACUACUGGGUGAUGCAGUCCCCGGAACUUGACUAUCGGCACGAGCUGAUGGGACGUCUGCAUAAAAUCGAGCCCGCCGAUGUUGAGCUUGAGGUUCUGGCAGCCGCCGCAGCAGCUGCCAACAACAACAGCAGCAACAACAACAACAACAGCAACAAUAGCAGCAGCAACAACAGCAAUGGCAGCCAAACACCCACCGGCAACAACAACAACAGCUUGACGGCCUCCGGGCAUCAGCAACAUCAGUUCCACCACCACCUGCACCACCACCACUCGCAUCAGCACCACCACCAGCACCACCACUUGCACCAGCACCACUCGCACAGCCUGCAGAGCGGCGAAAGCGGAGCGUCGGAGGCAUGGCCCCACCUCUCCGCCCCCUCGUACGCCGGCGAUGUUUCGCAGCAUCCGCAGCAGCAGCAACUCCAGCCCGCCGGAUCCCCGAACUCCAACUCGAACGGAGCCUACGGCUGUGCGCCGCUCUACGACGGAGCGCCCUACGACGUGGCUCUGGGCUACGUUGGUGGUGCGGUGGUGGCGGCGACGGGCGGAGCCACUUCCAGCGACAAGGAGUAUCUGUAUGAAACCAAAAACAAAGAGGCUCUCUACGCCGAUCCGCUGGACGAUCCCUACCAGCGACCCGUGCUCUGGGACGAUAUCACUACCUCAAUCCAAAAUAUCGAUCCGGAGAACGCGCUCAUGCUGAGCAGCAACAACAACAACGGUGGCACCAGCAACAGCAACAACAAUGGCGGAAACGGCAGCAGCAACACCGGCGAACCUGCAACGUCGCAGCUGCCGCAGGUCAAGAUGGAGGCGAUCGACGAGAGUUUGCUGGAGACUUUCUCGACCCCAAUGCUCAGUCCCCUGGAGAUAAAGACGGAGAAGCAGCAGCGACAUCAGCAUCAGCAGCAGCAACAGCAGCAGCAGCAGCAGCAACACCAGCAGCAACAUCAGCAGCAGUACCAGCAGCAACACUAUCAGCAACAUUAUCAGCAGCAGCAGCACUUGUACCAGCAUCAUCCCAGCCUGGCGCUGGCCAACCUGCCACCCGCUGUCGAGGUGGCGGAGUUGCAACUGCAGCAGCAGCAGCAGCAGCAGAAUCAGCAGCAGCAACAUCUGCAGCACAGCAGCAGCAGCAGCAGUAGCAGCCCCAAGCUGGCGACCCCCGGCGACAGUGGCAGCAACACCUCCUCCUAUCAGCAACAGUACGCAUCUCAAUUGGUCGCCGGAUCGGGCGGCGGCUAUCUGAACGGUAGCAGCAGCAACUCCUACGGCUACAGCUGGCACAGCAGUCAGACUUUCCACACCAAAUACCAAAUACACCCGCCAUCAGCCGCAGCUUCAGCCUCCGCCUCCGCUACUGCCACGCCCUCAGCUCAACUUGGUGCUCAACAGCAACAGCAACAACAGCAGCAGCAGCAGCAACUGCAGCAGCUCUGCCCCCCCGCGGCACCCAGCACCCCCUCCGCCUCGUCCUCGUCCAUCUCCUCGUCCUCCGCCUCCUCCGCCAGUCGCCAUAUGUUCGUGCCACCUUUGACCCCGCCGAGUUCGGAUCCCGGAUCUCCUGGCAGCUCGAUGGUGGCGGCAGCAGCAGCCGCAGCUGCCCAACGCCGCGCCACCCCACCGCCGCCCUACCAGCAAGGUCACGUGCUGGGGCUGAUCAACCCGCCGCCCACGCUGCAGCUCUUGGGUGGGGCAGUCACGGGGAGCAGCGGCAGCUGCACCACCACCACGCUCACCACCCUAACGCCCGCCAGUGCCAUUCAGCAGCAGCAGCAGCAGCUGCAGCAGCAACAAUCGCAGCAGCAACAGGUGCCCCAGCAGCAGCCACCGCCCACCCCCCGCUCUUCGGGGGGCGGGAGGCGUGGCCGACACUCGCACCACCAGCCGGGAACGGCCGCCCACAUCGCCAGCUUGAUGAGCGUGCGAACGGUGCGCUACAACCGCCGCAACAAUCCCGAGCUGGAAAAGCGACGCAUCCACCACUGUGAUUUUGUGGGUUGUUCUAAGGUGUACACGAAGAGCUCGCAUCUGAAGGCCCACCAAAGGAUACACACGGGUGAGAAGCCGUACACGUGCCAGUGGCCCGAGUGCGAGUGGAGGUUCGCCAGGUCGGACGAGCUGACCAGGCACUACCGGAAGCACACGGGCGCCAAGCCCUUCAAGUGCAUCGUGUGCGAGAGGAGCUUCGCCAGGAGCGACCACCUGGCGCUGCACAUGAAGCGCCACUUGCCCAAGAACAAAUGAGGAAGGCGGGGGGCCGCGAGCCCAGCCACCAACACAACUAUACCACAAUCCAAAGGACUUUAGCGUAGAUAAAAGAAUUCGUUUAGUUGAAAGGUUAACUACUACUCUAGGAACAGCUAACCCAGUACACCCUAAGCGAGCCAAUAAACUCGAAGGCGAAGUAGGCUAAGUAAAUGAAAUUACCACCUGCUUGACGGACGGACAUCCUUACUGUACUGUACCGCACCGUACUGUACCGACUAACCCGCACCCCAACCCCAACCCCAAGGCAAAGACAAACACCUUCAGCAGCACGACCACAAAUUGAACUAGGCUAGAGUAGGAUUACGCUAACAUGUAUAAACUUACUUCAUUACAAGACACUAGCUGUACAAUAGACGUUUAAUCGAAUUCGGAGCUAGGUGGGUUAUGUUAAGUAGCCGUAGUCCAUGUAUUCUGUAUGUAUACCGCUAUCGCAUGUAUCUUAGUGUCGUAAUCAGUUUCAAACCACCAAAAAGUGCUGGCACAAAACAUCCAAUAAAUUUACUUGAAAAAGAACAACUUCAAUUUAACGCACUCCUCACGGCUUGGCAUACUGGUCGGUCCAAGCGCGGGCCACCCGAU